CAACUCUUGUGAUUUCAUCCAUUCUCUCUCUCCCCCCACCACACACAGCUUUACAAAACAAAACACUUGCUCACUAUUCUUUUCCUUACAUGCUUCAAUGGCUCAAUUGUUGUCACCAGUGUGCACAGACCCUCUCAAAUUCCAAAACCCAUUACAGAGUUUCUGUCCAAGAAGUGGAUGGGCCUUGCUUGCCAACAACAGUGUCAGUUGGAGAAUGAUCGCCCAUGGAAGAAGGCGAAAAGGGUUUGGCAGAGUCAGGGUUGCGACAGGGGACUCGGCGCGAUCGGAGGCCGUUGCCGAUGAUUACUAUGCUUUGUUGGGUCUGCUUCCAGAUGCCACACCAGAGCAGAUUAAGAAAGCCUACUAUAAUUGCAUGAAAGCUUGCCAUCCAGACUUGAGUGGUAAUGACCCAGAGACCACAAAUUUCUGUAUGUUCAUCAAUGAUGUUUAUGCGGUUCUCAGUGAUCCUGUGCAGCGCAUGGUUUACGAUGAAAUUCAUGGGUAUGCUUUGACUGCAAUCAAUCCUUUCUUGGAUGAUUCCUGCCCAAAGGAUCACGUAUUUGUCGAUGAGUUUAGCUGCAUAGGUUGUAAAAAUUGUGCCAAUGUAUCCCCAGAUGUAUUUGGCAUUGAGGAAGAUUUUGGAAGAGCCAGAGCAUAUAGUCAGUGUGGGAAACCUGAAUUAGUUCAACAAGCAAUAGAUAGUUGCCCAGUUGAUUGCAUCCAUUGGACUUCUGCUGCACAACUAUCUUUGCUUGAAGACGAAAUGCGGAGGGUAGAAAGAGUAAAUGUUGCACUGAUGCUUUCAGGAAUGGGAUCUUCAGUGGAUGUUUUUAGAAUGGCAACCUCUCGAUGGGAAAAGAAACAAGCUAAAAUCUUGGCAAAAGCUAAAGUGAGGAUGAUGAAGCAGAAAGGUUCUGAUCAAACUGAAUCAUAUUGGAGCAACCUCUGGGGUAAGCCCAGAGACUAUCAAAAUACAGUGGUUGCAGAGGAGGAAGCAAAAGAGAGAGCACAAAGAGCUGCUGCAGCAUCUCGAAGAUGGAGAGAGUACUCGAGAAGGGGUGCUGAUAAACCUCCCACCUUUAAACUUCCCGAGUCCGUGUCAAACAAUGAAAAAUGAGUAGUAAAUUCUGAUACCUCUUGAUUUUCCAUUGUUAUAUGUAAUUAAUAUAUUCAAAAUUUCUUUACUGAAAACAUAUAUACGAGAUGGAGAGAGUACUCGAGAAGGGGUGCUGAUAAACCUCCCACCUUUAAACUUCCAGAGUCCGUGUCAAACAAUGAAAAAUGAGUAGUACAUUCUGAUACCUAUUGAUUUUCCAUUGUUAUAUGUAAUCAAUGUAUUCAAAAUUUCUUUACUGAAAACAUAUAUGAUAAAUGUCUAGAUGUCAUGUACUAUAAAUGUAAAAUUCAUAUUGAUCUCA
Camellia sinensis is the source of this 1418-nucleotide messenger RNA. The record is from RefSeq and is a predicted model, not a curated record. Lineage: Eukaryota; Viridiplantae; Streptophyta; Magnoliopsida; Ericales; Theaceae.